Penicillium mononematosum is the source of this 774-nucleotide messenger RNA. RefSeq lists its product as uncharacterized. Gene Ontology annotation, biological process: regulation of transcription by RNA polymerase II. Gene Ontology annotation, molecular function: RNA polymerase II cis-regulatory region sequence-specific DNA binding; DNA-binding transcription factor activity, RNA polymerase II-specific. The transcript has a single exon. Bases 1 to 774 code for a protein of 257 amino acids. Gene Ontology annotation, cellular component: chromatin. The record is from RefSeq and is a predicted model, not a curated record. Lineage: Eukaryota; Fungi; Ascomycota; Eurotiomycetes; Eurotiales; Aspergillaceae.
AUGGAGAUCGACGGUCAACCCUCCAAAAGACGGCGACGCAGUCGCAAAGUUCAGUCAGAUCGCAAGUUUGAAUGCACAUUUGAAGGCUGUGGGAAGAGCUAUUCUCGUGCCGAACACCUUAGUCGUCAUGCGCUCAACCAUACCCCGAAACAAAUCUAUCGCUGCGACUUUCCCAACUGCUACCGAUCCUUCGUGCGACAGGACCUCUGCACGCGCCAUCGUGAACGUCACACUACCAGCGGUUCCCAGCUCCAGAAACGAGAUAAUUUCACCGAAAAUGGCACGAAGAAUUCCCCGCCUUCUUCGCCUGCUAUCACCGCGCCGGAAUACUUUGUUGGCUCAGAGGAGCCCAAACCUCCGGUGACCACAUACCCCCUCACCACCGGAGUGGAUAGCAAUGAGAUAGCGGUGGACCAAUUCUCAGAUUUCCCAGCGGUACUGGACCAGCCUGAUAAUCUGAUCGAUCUAGACUCCAUGUCCUACCCGAUUUUUGGCGGGGAAACCUAUAACCGAUCGCCAUUCGCCAUGGCGGACGAUUUUGCAGCGUGGUUAUUCAGCGAGCCAGUCGCGCCGUUGGGCUAUGGAAUGGUACCACUUGUUCAGAAUCAGUUCUACAUGAACGAGCCUGCAUAUAGCAACCAAAAUUUUUGCUCCGUGAUUCCACAGCACCCGAUGAGCGUAACGAGUAUUUUGGACUCGGGAAGCACCACCGGCUGUCAUCUCGGAAGCGAAGCGGCAGGAGCUGCUGCACUUGAUGUCCACGCGAUUCAAUGA